Aspergillus sclerotioniger CBS 115572 is the source of this 3151-nucleotide messenger RNA. RefSeq names its product PLP-dependent transferase. The transcript has 5 exons. Gene Ontology annotation, biological process: amino acid metabolic process; DNA-templated transcription. Bases 61 to 2949 code for a protein of 962 amino acids. NCBI's taxonomy places the organism in Eukaryota, Fungi, Ascomycota, Eurotiomycetes, Eurotiales, Aspergillaceae. Gene Ontology annotation, cellular component: nucleus. Gene Ontology annotation, molecular function: DNA binding; lyase activity; zinc ion binding. The record is from RefSeq and is a predicted model, not a curated record.
UUUCUUUUCUUUUUCCCUUCCAGAUCUCAUAUACCCUUAAUUCGAAUCGCUUUGCACAUCAUGAUCGUCAAACUCACCCAACCAUACAGCUUUCUGGAUGAUUACAGCGAGGGUGCUCAUCCCCGACUGCUCCAAUCCCUCCUCCUCACCAACGCCACCCAACAGACUGGCUACGGCACAGAUGAAUACUGCAACGAGGCCCGCCAAUUAAUUUACUCUCAAAUACACUCCUCCGAUGAUGAAGUCGCCAUUCACUUUGUUCCCAGUGGAACGGCCGCCAAUCUCAUUUCCAUAGCAAGUUGUAUCCGGCCCUAUGAGGCGGUGCUUGCCGUCCAAACUGGACAUAUUAUCGAUAAAGAAGCCGGUGCUAUUGAGGCCACUGGACACAAAAUUAUUCCCGUCCCUGGAGUCCGGGGAAAGAUGACCCCGGAGAAUUUGGAGACGGUGUUGAAUCGGAAUAGUUUCUUCCCGCACAUGGCCAAGCCCCGGCUGGUGUAUAUCUCGAAUGCGACGGAGGUGGGAACCAUCUACACGCGGAGUGAAUUGAGACGUCUGUCCGAGACGUGUCGACGGCGGGAUUUACUGCUCAUGGUGGACGGAGCCCGACUAGGAGUGGCGUUGAGCGCGGAGUUGAAUGAUCUAACCCUACGGGAUCUGGUCGAUUACACUGAUCUUUUCUGGAUCGGUGGCACCAAAAUGGGCGCUUUGCUGGGAGAGGCGAUCGUGGUGAAGAACAGCAUCGCCGAGGGCUUCGAAUUCCAUAUCAAGCAGCGCGGGGCGUUGCUGGGAAAGUCGAGAGUCAUGGGCGUUCAGUUCGCAGAGCUGUUCCGCGACGGGCUGUAUUUUGACCUGGCACGACAUGCCAAUGCCAUGGCCCGGCGAAUUUCAACGCAGUUUGAGCGCAUUGGAUGGGAAUUGGCGGCGUCCACAGAGACGAACCAGGUGUUUGUGACAGUGCCCAAUGCCAUGGUGCGGCGGCUGACGGAACGGAUUCGCUUCUACGAGUGGGACAAGCGCGAGAAUGACACGGUGAUCCGCAUUGUCACCUCGUGGGCAACUGAGGAGACAUCGGUCAAAUGCAUCCACGAUGGCCAUCCCCCUUGUCGACGCUGUCACCGCCUCCGCCGCGAUGGCUGCAUCCUGACCGACCCUCGCUCGCCCGUUGCACGCACUCCCCGAACCCCUCGCAGGGGUUCCCUGGAUAGCUUCCGAGCCCGUCGAACCACCACCACCACGCCAUCACUCACCAAUCCCAACCCCAUCACAGUCCUCUCAUCAGCCACCCUGAUCGCCGCUUGCGACAUCUACCGCAAGAAAUUCCCCGUUGUCAACUUCCUGCACUAUCCCUCGCUGAUUGCCGAUCUCUCGCACCAUGUCUCCGCCGUCGAGCCCGUUUUCCUGACCGCCCUGCUGUCCCUGUCUGCCCGCUUCAUGACCGAUCCUUCUCUGGCCCCGUCCGAGACUUAUGCCGAAUAUGCGCGAACUCAGCUGGCUCAUCGCGCCUUCGAGGCUCCGUCCCUCUACCUGGCACAAUCCUUGGUGAUGAUCUCCCUCUACGAAUGGGGAUUCGGCCGGCCUUACCGCGCCUGGAUGUACAGCGGCAUGGCAACCUACAUGAUCCAAUCGCUGCUCAAAACCGCCGACGACACCAUGGAACAACAGCCCCCGCAGGAUCCCACCCACCAUAUCGCCUACGAACAGCUCGUCCGGACAUACUGGUGCUGUUUCGCGCAGGACUGCGAACUCAGCUCAGGCGCCCGCCAACACUUUGCCCUGUCCUUUCGCCAAAUCUCUGUUCCUCUGCCGAUCAGUGACUCCGACUUUACUUUCGGCAAGGCCACCCCGCGCUUAAUGCCGGCGGACAUGAACCGGGGAUCUCCACUGGCCACGAACCUCUCCAUCGAUCGGGGUUUGACUAUCGUGACACGGGGGUUUGACAUCUUCGUUCGGAUUCUACGCUUCGCGAACGAAAGUCGUCGAUGUCGGGCACAAGGAUCGGCGUAUUCGUCCUACCGUACAUGGGAGACCCUCAAGGCCGAGGUAGAUGAAUGGAGGGGACUUCAGGAUGCUACGGUUCGGUAUCCCGAGACGAGUGCCCAGGCUCAUGUAGCUUUGGGAUACGGAGAGUUAUUUGCCUACAUCAACCUGGUCUAUUUCAUGAGUAUCCUCUUCCUCUACCGCGACCGCUUCCUCUCAACCCCCAAAUCCACAUCCCCCAACCACAACCCCCCCUCAGAAGAGAACGAAGCAAUAGACCACCUCUUCACAACAGCCCACCACAUCAACUCCAUCCUCACGGCCCUCGAAUCCUCCUCCACCCCCGUAAUAACCCCCUACGCCGGAUUCAGCGUCUUCGUCGCCGCCCAUAUAAACAUGUACGGAACUGUAUGUCCCGGUCGCUACCCGGGGGGUUUAUCCCGCGCGGAACAAGAAAAAAAGAUGAAUUUCGAGUAUCUGGAACGAUUGUGUCGGUUUUGGGAUGUGGGUGAGAGUUGGUGGCGCACCCUCCAAGAAGCAAAUCGCUUCUAUGAUUCUGUUUCGGCACGCACCGCAGCCCAAACCCAGGGUCUUUCCCAUGAUCAUGAACAUGAUCGAGAGCAUCUUACUCUUGCCGGGACGUUGGAUGAGUAUGGUGAUAUACGUGUUUCGAGGCCUGAGGCGUCGUCUUCUAACUCUAACUCUUCGGCUUCUGUGAAUGCGAAUGUGAAUGCGAAUGCGAAUGCUACGCGUCAUCGAACGGGGAUCCCUCUAGAUGGCGGUGGAGGUGGAGGUGGAGGUGGAAAUGAAGUACGACGUAUGUCUAUGGCAGAGUUGACGGAGCAGACUCCUGCUGCUGCUGCUGGUGGUGGUAGUGGUGAGGGAUACGACCUCGAGGCAGAGAUGCUACAGUGGCCAUUUAUCGAUGAGAAUUGGUCGGUGGGGUUUGAUACGGGGUUUGAGGCUGUGUGACCGGGGUUGGGAUAGUGGUUGACAAGGGUGAUGAUUAUGUGUAUAUGUAUGAGUAUGACUUAUGACUGGUUUAAUUGACAAAUUGCUUUCUAUUUGUUUGAGGGGUGGUAAGAAAAGGUAUGGAUGUGAAUUAUUUUGUGUCUGAUUACGGAUGUACAUUGGCUAGGACCAUUCGAGCUAGAUAUCUGCAAUCAGAUCGGCC